UCCUGUUGCCAAGGGAACGCCGCGCGCUGAGGCGCCUGCUCAGCCCCUGAUGCUCUUGCUGAGGCUGAAGCUGCCAGUUUCCCCAACUAGUAGAGGCGGCUUUGCCCAAGACAAGGGGUCUUUCCGAUGGAGUCCUAGAGAGGAAGGCUGAGGCACUUCCGUACCAGAUUUCCUUCUCAGAAGCUGAUACUAGCGAGUGCAUCCAUUACGGUUCCUCACAAGCUCCUGGGCCCUCCAGACCAGCUUCAAGAUCAGAUUAGCAAAUAUUGAAAAAUUAACCAUAACCUGUGUUGAUAAAAGGAAUAGAAAGCUUCAUCCACUGUUGCCACUUUGUAUAUAUUGGAAUAACAGUAUGGGAUUGCUAGACCGACUUUCAGGUUUGCUUGGCCUGAAGAAGAAGGAGGUUCAUGUUUUGUGCCUUGGGCUGGAUAACAGUGGCAAAACAACAAUCAUUAACAAACUUAAACCUUCAAAUGCUCAAUCUCAAGAUAUAGUUCCAACAAUAGGAUUCAACAUAGAGAAAUUCAAAUCAUCCAGUUUGUCUUUUACAGUGUUUGACAUGUCAGGUCAGGGAAGAUAUAGAAAUCUCUGGGAGCACUAUUAUAAAGAAGGACAAGCCAUUAUUUUUGUCAUUGAUAGUAGUGAUAGACUCAGAAUGGUUGUGGCCAAAGAAGAGCUUGAUACUCUUCUGAAUCAUCCAGAUAUUAAACACCGUCGAAUUCCAAUCUUAUUCUUUGCAAACAAAAUGGAUCUUAGAGAUGCAGUGACAUCUGUAAAAGUGUCUCAGUUGCUGUGUUUAGAGAACAUCAAAGAUAAACCAUGGCAUAUUUGUGCUAGUGAUGCCAUAAAAGGAGAAGGAUUGCAAGAAGGUGUAGACUGGCUUCAAGAAAAAACAGUACAAUCAGAUCCAGUCUGUGAAGACAUGAAAAGAUAGGAUCUAGAAACCUCAACAAUUUUGAAUCCAAGGAAUAUAUUUAAUAUAAACGAAGUACUUUAAAAUCUUUUAAAGGUGUGUGUACAUCCAGGAAUACUUUAUAAUAUUCUGUUUGCAUUAAUGGACUUUGAAGAACUUUUUAAGACCAUAGGAAUUUCAGGUAUGCUAAUCUGGCUAUUUGUUACAUAAAAACUAAAUCUUUCCUCAAAAGGAAUCCCUAGAAUUAUCAACUUUUUGGUAAAGAUCUACAUUUGAUUGUAAUCAGAAUGUUUGAAAGAGUUAUGAGCCAUCUCAAUAUCCCAUCAUGAUUUAUGAUCUUUAAUGUAUUUUAUUUUUGUCUUUUUAAAUAUGUAGUUUAUGGUAUGAUUUUGCAGUAUGAAUUGUGCUUUUGAAAAUAGCUUUAAAUAUUUAUAAAGGACCAUGGAUAAUUAAUAUAUAUUAAUUUUUUAGUAUGUGUCAUUAUCAAUAAAACAAAAAAGGCAGUUUACCAACUUGCAUGGUUUGUUUUUGCUGAAAAAAAUAAUAUUGUGUAAUGUGGUAUUUGGUGUUUUACUGCCAACAUUUGUACAUAAUCUGAGGCCAAGAUAAACAAAUUUUUUUUAUUCAAUGUGUUUUAGACAUCUCUACCCUGAACAGUCAGGCAUAGUCCCAAGGCAAUGGUGAUACAAAAUACGUUAAGUCAUUCCUUAUUUUCACAGAACUUAAAAUAUAAUGAGGGAGAAUCUGAGCACCUUUUCAAACAUGGCAAAUAAUUUCAUUUUAUUAGCUGAAUGAAAAUAUUACAUCUUUAGAUUUAAAGUAAAACAGUAAAUUAAUGUUGGACUUUAACAAUUAUCAUAAAUUGUUUUUUCCUUUAAAAUGCCUCUGUGUUGGUCACUUUUCUGUUACUGUAACAAAAUU
Molecule: messenger RNA, 1834 nt
Organism: Urocitellus parryii (Arctic ground squirrel)
Lineage: Eukaryota; Metazoa; Chordata; Mammalia; Rodentia; Sciuridae
Source: RefSeq, a predicted model, not a curated record